Molecule: messenger RNA, 1026 nt
Organism: Prunus armeniaca (apricot)
Lineage: Eukaryota; Viridiplantae; Streptophyta; Magnoliopsida; Rosales; Rosaceae
Source: the annotation of a GenBank genome assembly
AUGACUUCCUCUUUCACUCACCUCCUCACAAGUAACAUGAACAACAUGGACAGCAAUAUUGACCAGGAAAGAACUAAUUGGGGACUUUCAGACUAUUCUUCAGACCGUUUAAUGGACAGAAAUGGCAUUGAAAUCCCAAAAUUCAAGUCACUUCAGCCCCCUUCUCUGCCUAUGUCUCCUCCUCCUGUUUCCCCUUCUUCGUACUUAGCUUCCACACCAGCUUUUAGCCCAACUGAUUUUUUCAGCUCACCCAUGUUCCUAUCUUCCUCUAAUACUCUUCAAUCUCCAACAAGUGGAGCCUUCUCUAGUCAAAUCUUUGACUGGAUGAGUAAUUCUAAAGAAACCCAGCAAGGAAUGGAGAGGGAACAGAAAAUGUUCUCUGAAUUCUCUUUCCAACCAGAAACAAGGCCUGCUGCAACAUCAUCCUCAUCCUUUAACAUUCAAGCUUCUUCAAACAUGGCUUCAGUGGAAGAAUCGUUGAAAACAGGACAGAAACCAUGGGAUUUCAACAGAAUCUCAAGGCAAGCUGAUUCUUUAAAAGAGAAGACAGGAGUUAAGUCUGAAUUUGAGCCACUACAGAUCAUCUUGCCAGAGAUUGGCACAAACCAAACAAAUAUGCAGAGCAAUGGACCUAGUGGGGCUCCUAAGCCUGAUUCAAUACAUUGCACGCAAUCGUCUCAAUUUGUCAGAGAACAAAAAUCAGAUGAUGGGUUCAAUUGGAGAAAAUAUGGGCAGAAACAAGUGAAGGGCAGCGAAAAUCCGCGGAGUUAUUACAAGUGCACAUAUCCGAAUUGCCCAACAAAGAAAAGGUUGAGAGAUCAUUGGAUGGACAUAUCACUCAAAUUGUAUACAAGGGAAGUCACAACCAUCCCAAGCCUCAGUCUACAAGAAGAUCAACCUCUCAGUCAAUUCAGGGUUCUUCAUAUGGCAUUUCUGAUCAAUCUGUGCCAACAAUAUCCAAUCCGAAAAUCGAAUCUGUCACGAUGCAGGAGGACUCUUCAGCCUCAAUUGGAGAGGAUGAGUUGA